CUUGGUGCUGAAUUGGGGAAGUCUGUUGUAUACCAAGAGACCAAUGGAGAAACAAGAGUUGAAAUCAAAGAAUCCGUCCGUGGCCAAGACAUUUUCAUUAUCCAGACAAUACCCAGAGAUGUGAACACAGCCGUGAUGGAGUUGCUGAUCAUGGCCUAUGCGCUGAAGACGGCCUGUGCCAGGAAUAUCAUUGGCGUCAUCCCCUACUUCCCCUACAGCAAGCAGAGCAAAAUGAGGAAGAGGGGCUCCAUUGUGUGCAAGCUCCUGGCAUCCAUGCUGGCAAAAGCCGGUUUAACUCACAUUAUCACUAUGGAUCUUCACCAAAAGGAAAUACAAGGCUUUUUCAGCUUUCCCGUGGACAACCUUAGAGCCUCACCUUUCCUGCUUCAGUAUAUCCAGGAAGAAAUUCCAAACUACAGAAAUGCAGUCAUUGUGGCUAAGUCUCCUGAUGCUGCAAAAAGGGCCCAGUCCUACGCUGAGAGGCUGCGCCUGGGGUUGGCAGUGAUCCACGGGGAGGCGCAGUGCACUGAGCUGGACAUGGAUGACGGGCGGCAUUCCCCUCCGAUGGUCAAGAACGCCACAGUGCACCCCGGCCUGGAGCUGCCUUUGAUGAUGGCCAAAGAGAAGCCGCCGAUCACAGUGGUGGGAGAUGUCGGGGGGCGCAUCGCCAUCAUUGUGGAUGAUAUUAUUGACGACGUGGAGAGUUUUGUUGCUGCUGCCGAGAUCCUGAAGGAGAGAGGAGCUUACAAGAUCUACGUUAUGGCCACGCAUGGCAUUCUGUCCGCCGAUGCCCCCCGCCUGAUUGAGGAGUCCUCCAUUGAUGAGGUGGUGGUGACAAAUACGGUCCCUCACGAGGUCCAGAAGCUGCAGUGCCCCAAGAUAAAGACUGUGGACAUCAGUCUGAUUCUUUCUGAAGCCAUUCGGAGAAUCCACAAUGGGGAGUCCAUGGCAUACCUCUUCCGGAACAUCACAGUGGAUGACUAGCCCAUGGGUGCCUCCACCCUGGAACUACAGAGGACAGCACUACAGAAGAGCGCUGUGGUUACGUGCAGUGUGUCCUGGCAGGGGAGGAUGGAGCGGUCUCUCACCCAGACUGCUUGGGGAGGAGGCACUAAGAUGGGCAAGGAGCUCUCGAGGGGAUAAGGAAGAGGCCUUCACUGUCCACCCUGUACCUUAGCAGAACUUGCAGAAGUUCUCCUGGAUAGAAGCAAAAACUCUAGUUGAUAAUGAAUAUAUAAUAUGAAUAUAUAGGGCUUUAUUAUUUCAUCCCAGUGUUUCAGCUCUGGGUGUCACGUUGAACUUGAUCAGGGAAUAGAAUGGCCCUGGAAUUGGUUCUGUCUAGUUGUCCUCUCCCUAGUUAAGCUUAUAGAAGUUUUAUAUAGAGAAUCUUUUUUUUUUUUUUUAGAAACUACUGUGCCAUCUGGGCAGGGUAGCACUGCCUGUAACCGCAGCCUUUGGGAGGUUGAGGUAGGAGGGUCGCAAGUUUGAGCCAGCUUGGGCUGCAAAGCAAGUCCAGGCCAGCCCAGGCUGCAUAGUUAGACACUGCCUCAAAAAAGAAAGAACAAAACAAGCUAACAGAAAUUGCUGUGCCUACUGCCAUCAAACAAACAUUGGUGUCCCUGCCCCUCUUGAGGUUUCAGUUAGAGAAUAGAUCCUAUUUCUGGGUAACUGCAUUGCUCUGAAAUUGCAAAUAAAAUAACUUUUUUGUC
This is a messenger RNA of Dipodomys ordii (Ord's kangaroo rat), 1709 nucleotides long. It is a transcript of the gene Prpsap1, whose product is annotated as phosphoribosyl pyrophosphate synthetase-associated protein 1. Lineage: Eukaryota; Metazoa; Chordata; Mammalia; Rodentia; Heteromyidae. Bases 136 to 984 code for a protein of 282 amino acids. Gene Ontology annotation, biological process: 5-phosphoribose 1-diphosphate biosynthetic process; purine nucleotide biosynthetic process. The transcript has 9 exons. The record is from RefSeq and is a predicted model, not a curated record. Gene Ontology annotation, cellular component: cytoplasm; ribose phosphate diphosphokinase complex. Gene Ontology annotation, molecular function: magnesium ion binding; ribose phosphate diphosphokinase activity.